AAAUUUGACAAGCCCAACUGUAGACACAAGGGGGCUGAAGUGUAUUCAUCCUUGUCAAGCUUGGAUGGUGACAUCCCUGACUUGGACAUCAGAAUUCGUGAACACCUAUGUGAUAAUCAUUGCAACCAUUGUUCUCGACCUCUUCCAACUGUGUACUUCCAAUCGCAAAAGAAGGGGGAUGUAGUCUUAUGCUCUGAUUGUUUUCACCAUGGAAGAUUUGUUGUUGGACAUUCUUGUCUUGACUUUGUAAGAGUGGAUCCAUCCAAAUUUUAUGGCGAUCAAGAUGGAGACAAUUGGAAUGAUCAGGAAACUCUCUUACUUCUUGAAGCUGUGGAACUCUACAAUGAAAAUUGGAUUCAGAUUGCAGAUCAUGUUGGUUCCAAAUCAAAAGCUCAAUGCAUUCUUCAUUUUCUUCGAUUACCUGUGGAGGAUGGUCUUUUGGAUAAUGUUGAGGUUCCAGGUGUAACUAAUUCGGAAAACCCUGCAAAUGGAUAUGACCACAAAGGAACAGAUUCAAAUGGAGAUAUACCCGGAUAUUCGGAGCAAGAUUCUGACACUGAGAUCAAGCUUCCUUUUGUGAAGUCUCCGAAUCCGGUUAUGGCAUUGGUUGCAUUUUUGGCAUCAGCUGUUGGACCUCGAGUUGCUGCGUCAUGUGCCCAUGAGUCCCUUGCGAUUUUAUCUGAAGAUGAUAGGAUGAAAUCUGAGGGAGUGCAAGGGAAAGAAGCUGGAGAAAAUCAGCAGCAAGAUGAAAACUCAGGAGCACAUAAAACAUCGAGCCAAAACGGAGCAGAACCACCGACUCCACUGCCACAGGAUAAGGUUAUGGUAGCAUUUAGAGCCGGUCUAUCAGCUGCAGCAACGAAAGCAAAAUUGUUUGCCGAUCAUGAAGAACGUGAGAUCCAAAGGCUUUCUGCAAAUAUCGUAAAUCACCAGCUGAAGAGGAUGGAGCUGAAACUAAAGCAGUUUGCAGAAAUUGAAACGUUGUUGAUGAAAGAAUGCGAACAAGUAGAGAAAACACGUCAGAGAUUUGCUGCAGAACGAGUCCGUAUGCUCUCAGCAAGAUUUGGAUCACCUGGAGGAAUCCCUCCACAGACUAAUAAUAAUAAUCUCCAAGGGAUGUCUCUGUCCACAGGUGGUAACAACAUCAAUACUCUCUUGCAGCAGCAACAACAACAAGUUUCAGCAACUUCUCAACCAAGCAUCAUCCCAGGAUUCAGCAACAACCCGCAAGUCCAUGCGCAGAUGCAGUUCAUGGCACGCCAACAACAACAGCAACAACAAGCUUUCUCGUUUGGCCCGAGAUUGCCUCUCAAUGCGAUACAGACGAAUGCAGGAUCAACGGCUUCACCAAAUGUCAUGUUUGGCAACAACCAACUUAAUAACCCUGCAGGAGCAGGAGCAGCAGCAGCAUCCAUCAACCAACCCUCGUUUAGUCACCCAAUGGUUAGGUCUUCCACGGGUUCAGGCUCAGGGUCUGGUUUAGGCUUAAACUGAGAAGUAUCUCAUUAGCUUUACUUAAUAGCUUAUCAGUAUCCAUAUUUAUUUUAUUUCCGCCUUGUUAUUUGUUAUUGGCUUUGAGACAGACCGGUAGUGUUGUUCCUAAGUUAGUAGUGUCUUGUAGUAACAAAAUCAUUCUCGGUUGUGAAUUAAACAGUUACCAAUCUUAAUGUCUGCUGUCUAUGUCUCUCUUCCCUAA
Molecule: messenger RNA, 1696 nt
Organism: Camelina sativa (false flax)
Lineage: Eukaryota; Viridiplantae; Streptophyta; Magnoliopsida; Brassicales; Brassicaceae
Source: RefSeq, a predicted model, not a curated record